Messenger RNA from Misgurnus anguillicaudatus (oriental weatherfish), 9553 nucleotides. Lineage: Eukaryota; Metazoa; Chordata; Actinopteri; Cypriniformes; Cobitidae. The record is from RefSeq and is a predicted model, not a curated record.
UUGGUUCGGCGCCUGUGGAGGGAGUCAUUCCUGCAGCAGUGCUUCCGGUCGGCAUUUUGUUCUGCGAGAGACUCUUGUGUGGAUUCUUUUAUGAUCGCCCAGCAGCUUUUCGGUACCGAAACCUUUUCACCGUCGUCCUGACUCAAGCGCGAUCUUCCGCGAGCGCUGGUGAGAGGAAAGCAUACCGCUCGUCAGUCUUCAUGUUUGCAGGGAGAGGAAGCGGUGCGACCCGGAUUAUUGUUGUGAGAGGGACACAGCGAGCCCGAACCCCUCCACCUUCACCUUUCAACAGCAGAGCCUCAGCAAAAGAUGUAAAGGUGGAUAAGUGAGCAGCGACCUGUGCAUCCACGCAAGCUCCCUGCCCUUCUUCAGCAUGAAUGGGGAUAUGCCUCAUGUUCCUAUCACCACUCUCGCUGGGAUCGCAAGCCUCACCGACCUGUUAAAUCAGCUCCCGCUCCCUUCCCCUCUCCCUGCCACCACCACUAAGAGCCUGCUGUAUAAUGGGAGGAUAGCAGAGGAGGUCAGUUGUCUGCUGUCUCGACGUGACGAUGCUCUCGUCUCUCAGCUGGCACACAGCCUCAAUCAGGUGUCCACUGAACACAUAGAGUUGAAAGACAACCUGGGCAGCGAUGACCCGGAAGGAGAUGUGCCUCUACUGCUACAGACGGUGCUGUCCAGGAACCCCAAUGUCUUCAGGGAGAAAAGUACGCCCACCCGAUAUGGGGUUCAGGGCGGUUUAAUGCAACAGCCAAUUAUAUCAUCCUACAAGAUGCCUCAAAAUUCAAUGCACGGAAGCCCGGUGUCGAACUAUCAGCAAACCCCUAUAACUCCGAGCCCUCCCAGCAGAUACGUUCAACCUCAAACGGGUUCUGGUACCAGGUACAUGCCUCAGCAAAACAGUCCAGUGCCCAGCCCGUACGCCCCACAGAGCCCAGGAGGCUACAUGCAGUAUAGCCACCCACCCAGCUACUCUCAACACCAGAUCCAGCAAGUGUCUGUGUCCAGUCCAGUGGUUCCUGGAGGUAUGAGAAACAUUCAUGAUAACAAAGUCUCUGGGCAAGUGUCCGGUAACUCCAACCAUAACUCGAGGCACUGCUCCAAUGAUGAGUACAUCAGCAUCGUCCAGAGACUUGGAAAUGAUGAGAGUGAUCCUGCUUUGAGAAAUGCUUCAUUUCCUGUUCGCUCAGUCUGCUCUCCUGCUGGAAGUGAAGGAACUCCGAAAGUCGGAUCUCGGCCACCCCUAAUUCUUCAGUCUCCUCCGCCCUACACCUCCCCAAGAGAUGCUGCUCCUGACCUCCUCUUGGACUCCCCCGAGCGGAAAAAGAAGCAAAAAAAACUAUUGAAAGAGGAGGGAAGCAAAGGUGCCAUGUAUGACAUUGUCAGCUCCCCCUCUAAAGACUCAACCAAGCUAACGAUUAAGUUGUCUCGUGUGAAGCACGCAGAGACAGAGCAGUCUGCAGAGCCGUUGCCGGCGGUGGAACGUGGCUCAGAAGCUGAAAAUGAACUGUCUUGUGGUACUUCACCGUACCACCGGAACCCCCAGGAGCGUCUGGCUGCGGCCCAGUGUCUCCCGGGGGAGCAGUCUGUUAACCAGCAGGUCCCUGUACUACAAAACACUGGGGCACUUGCAGCAAAGCAACCUGGGGUAGUUAGUGGGACCCCCUACGAUGAUGCAGAGUUGGAUGCUCUGGCUGAGAUAGAAAGGAUUGAGAGGGAAUCUGCUAUCGAACGAGAACGGUGCUCUAAAGAAGUUCAAGAUAAAGACAAACCUCUGAAGAAGAGAAAACAAGAUUCGUACCCCCAGGAACCAGGGGCUGGGGGCACUGCAGGCGCUUCUGGAACACCUGGGGUGGGAGGGGGAUGUAAUGCUGUAAACAAACUGGUACCUCAAGAGGCUUGUGCUGCUAGCAAUGGAGCCAGCCGGCCUGCCCUGAUGGUCAGUAUUGACUUGCAGCAGGCAGGCAGGGUGGAAGGGCCACUAGACUCUUGUCCUGUUCCUGCGACAGAGGCCCAGCGACUGCCAGAGGAUGGCUCGGAGUCCACCGGAGUAUUACGGCUCAAAUCAAAAACGGAUGGAGAGGUGCAGCGAACGGUUGAUGGACGAUCCGAGGUCAUCAAGCAGCAGGUGAAAACGCCACAGAAAAAUGCUUCAGAUGUGCGGCUGGAGACUCCGAAACACAAGCGCGACAACCGUCGGGAGAUCUCCAGCAAAGCCAGUUCGGAAAAGAGAUCGGAUGUUUCCAAGCACAGACAUGACUGUAAACCUGACAAAGUAAGAACUGAGGGAAAAGGUCAUGAAAUGUCACAAAAACAAGAAGGAUGUUCAGAGUCAACUCAAGACAGCAAAGAAGAGCGGCAUAGAGAUCGGGACAAAGAAAGCUCCAAAAUCUGCCAGCAGGAUACAUCCAAAUCAUCCAAUCAAGUGGAACACAUUCAAGAUAAGCAACCGGAGAAGAAUCGUCAACACAGUCAAGAUAAGCAACGGGAGAGGAAUCGUGACAAGGAACGGGAGAAGAAUCGGGACAAGGAGCGGGAGAAGGAUAAUGACAAGGAGCGGGAGAAGGAUAAUAACAAGGAACGGGAGAAGGAUAAAGACAAGGAACGGGAGAAGGAUAAAGACAAGGAACGGGAGAAGGAUAAAGACAAGGAACGGCGGGAGAAGGAUAAAGACAAGGAACGGGAGAAGGAUAAAGACAAGGAACGGGAGAAGGAUAAAGACAAGGAACGGGAGAAGGAUAAAGACAAGGAACGGGAGAAGGAUAAAGACAAGGAACAGGAGAAGGAUAAAGACAAGGCGCGGGAGAAGGAUAAAGACAAGGCGAGAGAGAAAGAUAAAGACAAGGAAAGGGAUAGUAAUCGGGAAAAAGAACGGCAGAGAAAUCAGGACCAAAUACGGGAGAGGAAUCCGGACAAGGAGCGAGAGAGGAAUCCGGACAAGGAGCGAGAGAGAAAUCCGGACAAGGAGCGGGAAGGGAAUCCGGACAAGGAGCGGGAGGGGAAUCCGGACAAGGGGAAUCCGGACAAGGAGCGGGAGGGGAAUCCGGACAAGGAGCGGGAGGGGAAUCCGGACAAGGAGCGGGAGGGGAAUCCGGACAAGGAGCGGGAGAGGAAUCCGGGCAAGGAGCGGGAGAGAAAUCCGGGCAAGGAGCGGAAAAGGAAUCCGGGCAAGGAGCGGGAAAGGAAUCCGGGCAAGGAGCGGGAGAGGAAUCCGGGCAAGGAGCGGGAGAGGAAUCCGGACAAGGGGCGGGAAAGGAAUCCGGGCAAGGAGCGGGAAAGGAAUCCGGACAAGGAGCGGGAAAGGAAUCCGGACAAGGAGAGGAAUCGGGCCAGGGAAAGAGACAGGGAGCGAGAUAAAGAAAGAAAGCGCCAUACAGAAUCUACAGAGCUCCAGGACAAGCCAUCUCCUGAGCAGCAAUUGAGGCCUGACAGUCCUCGAGUGAAACAUGAACCUCGUGGAGGAGUAGAAUCCAAAGUGAAACCUGAGAAACAAGUUGUCAAAACUCCCAACAACAAAGAUGAGAAACGGAGUGGAGACAUCAAGAACCAGAUUGAUGGACACAAACCACCAUCCUCAGACACCAAGAUAGCAGAAUUUCCCACUUAUCUGCUGGGAGGUAAAUCAGGUGCAUUAAAGAACUUUGUAAUUCCUAAGUUGAAACGAGACAAAGAUGGGAAUGUCAUGACGGAAUUGCAGCGUCCUGUACAAUUUUUUCCUGAGCCACGUGUAAAACUGGAGAAACUGAACCUGAUGGAGGAAAUAAAUAAGGGCGCUAAACCUGUUGUGGUUCUAAAGAAACUUUCCAUUGAGGAGGUCCAGAGGAUUAUCAGAAAUUCACGUAGCUCAAAAUCAAGCAAGGGCAAAUCAUUCUCAGAGUGGGACCCUAGUCUGCCACUGUGUGAAAGGGUGAAGGUGAAUAAACGCAGACGCAGCUCCACAAAUGACAAGCCCAAGUAUGCAGAUGCCUGCUCAAGUGAAGACAGUGACUCUGACGAUGUGGCCCCAAAGCGUUCGAAAAAAGACAGAGAUAGAACGUGGGAUUGUGAAGAAAGGGACCGGAGAGAUCACAGACGGAGCGGUGGACACCACGACAGUCGCAGAGGUUCAAGCAGUCGAUAUAGAGAACGAAGUUCAUCGGGCUCAGAUGAGGAUUCACCCCCUCCCAGCCUAAAUGACUUUGCCAGAAGGAAAAAAGAAAAACUGAAAAAAAGAAGAGCGUACGAGCCCAAGCUGACUCAGGAUGAAUUGAUGGACUCAUCCACAUUCAAAAGAUUUUCCACCAGUAUUGACAAUAUUCUUGAAAACUUGGAAGAUGUGGACUUGACAUCAUUAGAUGAUGAUGAGAUCCCUCAGGAGCUACUGCUUGGAAAACACCAGCUCUCUGAAUUAAGCAGCGAAUCUGCUAAAAUAAAGGCCAUGGGCAUCAUGCAUAAGAUUCCGUCUGAUAAGUUAGUGAAGGUCCAAAGUAUUUUGGAGAAAAACAUCCAGGAUGGUGCAAAGCUCUCCACUCUCCUGAAUCAUAGCAACGACAAGGAUGACGAGGAGCGUUUGUGGCGCGACCUCAUCAUGGAACGUGUCACCAAAUCUGCUGACUCUUGUCUGAUGGCUCUUAACAUCAUGACCUCACCACGUAUGCCGAAGGCCGUGUACAUCGAGGAUGUUAUCGAGAGGAUAUUACAGUACACGAAGUUCCACCUGCAGAACACGCUCUAUCCGCAGUAUGACCCCGUCUACAGGGUGAACCCUCAUGGUGGUGGAACGCUAAGCUCGAAAGCCAAGCGAGCAAAAAGCUCAACGCAUAAGCAGAGAGUAACAGUCAUGUUGUACAAUAAAGUAUGUGAUGUCAUCAGUAACAUUUCUGAACUGCUGGAAAUUCAGUUGAUGACGGACACGACCAUCCUUCAGGUCUCAUCGCUGGGCAUCACACCUUUCUUUGUAGAGAACGUGAGCGAGCUGCAGCUUUGUGCCAUUACGCUGGUGACGGCUGUGUUUUCGAGAUAUGAGAAACACAGGCAGCUGAUCCUUGAAGAGAUCUUUACCUCUCUCGCCCGACUGCCUACUAGCAAGAGAAACCUUAGAAACUUCAGACUGAACAGCAGUGAUAUGGAUGGGGAGCCCAUGUAUAUUCAGAUGGUGACAGCCCUGGUUUUGCAGCUCAUACAGUGUGUGGUCUAUCUUCCUAAUGAGAAAGAUUCAGAUGAUGAUAGAGACAGGAAGGUUGAUCAGGAUGUAGUGAUCACAAAUUCCUAUGAGACCGCAAUGAGAACCGCACAAAACUUCCUCUCAGUUUUCCUCAAAAAAUGCGGCAGUAAGCAGGGUGAGGAUGACUACAGGCCGCUGUUCGAAAACUUUGUUCAGGAUCUUCUGUCUACUGUAAAUAAACCCGAUUGGCCCGCUGCAGAGCUGCUACUGAGCCUUCUGGGAAGGCUCUUGGUUCACCAGUUCAGUAAUAAACAAACAGAGAUGGCUUUGAGAGUGGCUUCUUUGGAUUAUCUGGGCACCGUGGCCGCGCGUCUUCGUAAAGAUUCCGUGACCAGCAAAAUGGAUCAGCGCUCCAUCAACCGCAUUUUAGAAGAGAAUUCUGGUAGUGAUGAAGUUCAGCAGCUACAAAAGGCUCUGUUGAGUUACCUGAAUGAGAACAUGGAGACUGAUCCAGCUCUUGUGUUUGCACGCAAGUUUUACAUCGCACAGUGGUUCAGGGACACCAGCAUGGAAACAGAGAAAGCCAUGAAAUCGCAACGAGACGACGACUCGCCCGAUGGUCUGCACCAUGCCAAGGACAUCGAGAGCGCUGGUGAGAUCUUACAGAAAGCCGAGGCACGCAAGAAGUUCCUCCGGUCUGUUGUCAAGACCACACCAUCAAAGUUCAGCACACUAAGAGGAAACUCAGAUACUGUGGACUAUGAGGACUCGUGUCUAAUCGUGCGAUAUCUGGCCUCCAUGAGGCCCUUUGCACAGAGCUUUGAUAUUUAUCUCACACAGAUAUUGAGAGUCCUCGGUGAAAGUGCUAUCGCAGUGAGAACGAAAGCAAUGAAAUGUCUUUCUGAAGUCGUAGCGGUGGAUCCUAGCAUUCUAGCACGGUUGGACAUGCAACGGGGAGUUCACGGUCGGUUGAUGGAUAACUCCACCAGUGUGAGAGAAGCUGCUGUAGAGCUGUUGGGUCGGUUUGUACUUAGUCGACCGCAGCUAACCGAACAGUAUUAUGACAUGCUGAUCGAGCGAAUACUGGACACGGGCAUCAGCGUGAGGAAGAGGGUUAUUAAAAUCCUUCGAGACAUCUGUCUGGAGCAGCCCACCUUUAACAAAGUCACUGAAAUGUGUGUCAAGAUGAUCCGAAGGGUUAAUGAUGAGGAGGGCAUCAAGAAAUUGGUGAACGAGACGUUUCAGAAGCUGUGGUUCACCCCCACACCGAAUCAUGAUAAAGAGGCGAUGACUCGCAAGAUUCUUAACAUCACAGAUGUGGUCUCUGCAUGCAGGGAUACCGGGUACGACUGGUUCGAGCAGCUGUUGCAGAACCUGUUGAAGUCGGAAGAGAGCGCUUCUUACAAACCAGCCAAGAAGGCUUGCGGUCAGCUGGUGGACGGUCUGGUGGAGCAUAUUCUCAAAUACGAGGAAUCUCUCGCAGAUGGUGACAAUAAGGGGUUGACGUCGAACCGCCUGGUGGCAUGUAUCACCACACUGUACCUGUUUAGUAAAAUCCGACCACAGCUGAUGGUGAAGCAUGCCAUGACUAUGCAGCCCUACCUGACCACCAAGUGUAAUACUCAGAGUGAUUUCAUGGUGAUCUGCAAUGUGGCUAAAAUCCUGGAGCUUGUGGUUCCUCUGAUGGAUCAUCCGAGUGAAAACUUUCUCACUACCAUCGAAGAAGAUCUGAUGAAACUGAUCAUCAAAUACGGCAUGACGGUUGUGCAGCACUGUGUAAGUUGUCUCGGUGCGGUUGUCAACAAGGUCACCCAUAACUUCAAGUUCGUCUGGGCUUGUUUUAAUCGGUAUUAUGGAGCGCUGAACAAACUGAAGUUACAGCACCAGGAAGAUCCAAGCAGCGGCGUUCUGGUAUCUAAUAAACCUCCGCUGCUGCGGUCACUGUUUACUGUGGGGGCGCUGUGUAGACAUUUUGACUUUGACCAAGAGGAGUUUAAAGGCAGUAGUAAGGUGGUCAUAAAAGACAAAGUGAUGGAGCUGCUAUUGUAUUUCACUAAGAACGAGGACGAGGAGGUGCAGACCAAGGCUAUCAUAGGUUUAGGAUUCCUGUGCAUCCAGCACCCGGGGCUGAUGUUUUCUCCAGACAUUAAAACUCUUUACAACAGUCUCCUGGCUGACAGGAAGACAUCGGUGAACCUGAAGAUCCAAGUGCUAAAGAACCUCCAGAUGUACCUGCAGGAGGAGGACUCGCGCAUGCAGGAGGCCGAUAGGGAGUGGAAAAAGACGGCCAAGCAAGAAGACCUGAAGGAGAUGGGUGACAUCUCAUCUGGCAUGAGCAGUUCAAUCAUGCAGCUCUACCUCAAGCAGGUGCUGGAGAGUUUCUUCCACACGCAGUCCAGCGUAAGACACUUCGCCCUAAACGUCAUCGCCCUGACCCUCAACCAGGGUCUCAUUCACCCCGUGCAGUGCGUUCCAUACCUUAUCGCCAUGGGAACGGACUCGGAACCCACAAUGAGGAAUAAAGCCGAUCAGCAGCUUGUGGAGAUCGACAAGAAAUACAGCGGAUUUAUUCACAUGAAGGCCGUGGCGGGAUUGAAAAUGUCCUAUCAGGUACAACAGGCCAUCGUGGGUUCCCAAAACGUGGUGGUCAGAGGUUUCCGUCAGGAUGAGACAAGCGGCGCCCUGUGUUCCCAUCUUUACACCAUGGUGCGAGGCAACAGACAACACCGCAGGGCUUUCCUCAUCUCGCUGCUCAACCUGUUCGAUGACAGUUCGAAGUCGGACGUGAACAUGCUGUUGUUUGUCGCGGACAACCUGGCCUGCUUCCCUUAUCAAAGUCAGGAGGAGCCGCUGUUUAUCAUGCAUCACGUAGACAUCACGCUGUCGGUGUCUGGUAGCAACCUGAUGCAGUCAUUUAAAGAGUCGUUGCUGAAAGAACCAAAACCACAAGAAAAGAAGAAAAAGAGCAAGAAGAAGAAGAAGAAGAAGAGAGGGAAAAAAUGUGGCUCUGAAGAAGAUGAAGACGAGGACGAGAGCAGCAGGGGAAGCAGCAGCGAUAGCAGCAGCAGCGAUGAAGAUGAUGUCAUCCGCCGGCCCAAAAAACCCAGGCGAGCUGUGGGCUCGGACUCGGAUUCAGACCUCGACACAGAGGAUGCUGACAAAGUGAUGGAGCGUCUCCCUGACAACCCGGAUCCCCUGCUGGAUUUCGCGAACGCAUCUCAGGGUAUCCUGCUUCUGCUCAUGCUCAAGCAGCACCUUAAGAACCUCUACGGCUUCUCUGAUAGUAAAAUUCAGAAGUACUCGCCUACAGAAUCUGCAAAGAUUUACGAUAAGGCUGUAAACAGGAAGGCCAAAGUGCAUUUCAACCCACAGCAGACGCUGGACUACCUGACCAACAGCUUGUCCAAUGCAGAUCUUACGUAUGAUGUCAAGAGGAGAAUCGUCAGACAGUAUUUAGAUUUUAAGGUACUGAUGGAGCACCUUGAUCCAGAAGAAGAAGAAGAAGAGGGUGAAGCUUCAGCCAGCACCAACGCAAGAAAUAAAGCCAUCACUGCUCUGCUAGGAGCCACCAGCCCCAAGAAUCACACUGCCGAUUCGUAUGACGACGACAGUGAUGCUGACGAAAAGACCCCAGGGUCAUCACGACGAUCCAAGAAGGGUGGAGAUUCCGAAGCGUCGGGUCACCUGAACAAAACUGUAGAAGCCAAGGACGUAAUCGCUAUCUUCUGUCCCAAACACAAGGAUCGGCCGCAGAUAGCGCGCGUCAUUCAGAAGACGAGCGCGGGUUAUAGCGUUCGCUGGAUGGCCGGCUCCUACUCCGGCACCUGGGCGGAAGCCAAAAAACGCGUGGGACGAAAAUCGGUGCCUUGGGUGGACACUAUAAAGGAGUCGGACAUUAUUUACAAGAAAAUCGUCUUGACGAGCUCACACAAACUGACCAACAAAGUGGCGCAGACUUUACGUUCACUGUACGCAGCCAAGGAAGGAUCUUCCAGCUAAUUAAUCUGUGAUAACUCUGGAACUGUUACACACGACAGACUCUCGGCAGCCAAACUUUAUCAGGAUUUAGCAUUUUGUAAACUACAUGUAAAAGAAAAGAGUAUCGCAGACGCACCCAUUUUAAGACCCAAUGUGGAACUGGCCAAAUUGGGACGAUUUUAGCUCUGAACUGUAGAUGUGAAAGAUCUUUUAAGUUAAACGGAACAGAACGAAUCAUUUGGGAGCUUCGUCGCUGUUGUGCAGCAACUCGGUUGUUUGAAUUUUUUCCCCCCACUGUAUUAUAGUUUAACAAAAAAACAGAAACGAAAAAUGUUUAUAUCUCUGACAAAAAAAAACUGUUUAAAGAAAUAAACUUACAGUGAAUGUUGGAAAUUAGUCUGUUGAUGUUCUUAAUAAAGUGACCUUGGAGUUUAA